AUGAUCAAAACCUUUGGUUCCGCGUCAGAACCUACUCAAAAUUGUGAUAUUGUUUCAUUAUCUGUGGGAAAUGAUUAUGACAAUGCUAUAAAUCUCAAGGCUGAUGUGGUUCCAACUAUUUGUGUACCAAUCAGCAAUCAAGCAACCCUUGCUGUCCAGUCAACAUAUGAUCACCUUCGUGGACUACGCCUUGCGAACUGUGAUGAGACGAACAAUGAAUUUGAAGUAGACAUGUUGAUUGGUUUGUAUCAGUAAGCCUCAGCAAGGUCGGAUGGUCCUUCGUUGAACAAUUGCCUCUAUACCGGCCUAUCGCUAGCCCAAAACAUCCUCGAUAUAUUGUUGAGAUUCCAAACCCGUAAAGCCGCAUUAGUCGGGGACAUCGAGACUGCAUUUCUCAUGAUAUCCACCGCCCCAGAGGAUAGAGACGCCCUACGACGCCCUACGAUAUUACAAGCGAAAGACCAAAAAUUAUUGUGCUUAGAUUCACCCGCGUUGUGUUUGGUGUGUUUUCCAGUCCAUUUCCUACCUUAUUCAUUCCACCGACUCUAUUCUUAAAGCAAUUGACCAGAAGAAAGUAACAGCAGUUAUUCUUUUGGACAUGAGCAAAGCUUUUGACAGCAUUAACCAUAAUAUACUGUUUGCUAAAUUGGAGGACGUUGGUGUCUCGUCUAGAUGCCUGGGUUGGUUUAAAAGUUACCUCAGCGAGAGAUACCAAGCAGUACGUAUCAACUCCACUCUAUCUGAGAAAUUGCCAGUGGUUAGUGGUGUCCCACAGGGAAGUAUUCUGGGCCCGUUACUUUUCAGUAUUUAUGUGAAUGAUUUGCCGUCAGUCGCCAAAAAUUGUUCAUCAGAAUCGUACAUUGAUGACACCAAACUCCUUCUGUCCUUCCGAAUCAAUGACUCGAACAUUGUGCUGACUGAUCUAAACGAGGAUUUGAUUAGAGUGCGAAACUGGUGCUUUGAUAAUCUGCUCUUGCUGAAUCCAGACAAAACUAAGUUGAUGGUCUACGGAAGCCGCCAAAUGAUCGCGAAGUUACCUGAUUUUAGACUCUCGCUACUUGGUAAGGAACUUACACCUGCUUCAUCAGUGAAAGAGAUCCAAUCGUCUCCUUCGACAAUCAUAUCCUUUCUACUGUUUCAUCCUGCAAGUCAAGUCUCUGCCAGAUAA
Paramuricea clavata is the source of this 1168-nucleotide messenger RNA. Lineage: Eukaryota; Metazoa; Cnidaria; Anthozoa; Malacalcyonacea; Plexauridae. The record is from the annotation of a GenBank genome assembly.